Messenger RNA from Purpureocillium lilacinum, 711 nucleotides. The record is from RefSeq and is a predicted model, not a curated record. Lineage: Eukaryota; Fungi; Ascomycota; Sordariomycetes; Hypocreales; Ophiocordycipitaceae.
AUGAGAACGCUGGCCGUUACGCCUAGCCGUUUAGGGUCCCGCCGUGUUUCCAUUCAUCGUCGGGGUCUUCCUCAUGUGAACCCGGGGGCGGGAGCAAGUAGCAGAGGCUUUGUAUUGCAGAGCACCGUUUACAUGUUCCAGGAUGGCACCGGUAACCAAGGCUCAGACACACAGUGGUAUGGAAGAGAUUAUCAGGGAUGCGGCAGCCAAGUGCCUUGUAAGCAGAGGCUCUGGUGGUUUCGAGUGAAUGAAGGGACAUCUGCGGAGAGCAAGAGACGGCUCCAUGGCCGAGGCGGCAUGGAUGGGCUGCCCUGUGCGUGUCAUGGCAUACGGAACCUCCACUCAGUUCGUGUUGAUGCAGCGUUAUGUGGGCAUGCCCAGCGUCGCCGCCAUUCGGCGCUACCCCCUGAUGCCGUCGAACAGGUCGUGUGCCUGCGCGCAAAGGACGUGAUUGCGCAGCGCAGGCUCGCUCGUUUGAGGUUGAUGCCAGGGGGGCCAUCGACCCGCCAGGGAUCAGCUCCCGAGAAGAGCAACCGCUGGCCGCUGUGGACGCUGGCGGCCGCUGCCACGGAUCCUUGUCAAGGGGGUCAGCGACUGUGGACCGCUGGAGGUUUCGGGAGCUUGUUUGCAUCGGUAUCCCGGUUGGCACUUGCAAGCCAACUUGCGAGGGUGCUCUCGUACAGUACCCCAGAGCUCGACACUUGCCGAUGA